Diorhabda carinulata is the source of this 9149-nucleotide messenger RNA. Its product is annotated as FAST kinase domain-containing protein 1, mitochondrial. The coding region runs from base 53 to 2758 and encodes 901 amino acids. The transcript is spliced from 7 exons. Gene Ontology annotation, biological process: regulation of mitochondrial mRNA stability. NCBI's taxonomy places the organism in Eukaryota, Metazoa, Arthropoda, Insecta, Coleoptera, Chrysomelidae. The record is from RefSeq and is a predicted model, not a curated record.
CGAAAUGAAGGAAGAAGAGCGUGUUAAUCUCAUUUAAAAUGUAUUAUUAAAUAUGUAUAGACUCUUUCGAAUUUUACGAAAUAAAUCUAAUUUCAAAAAGAAUUUUAGCAACUUAAUAUAUUCAAAGCAUUCAAAAAUAUGUAGAGUGCGGAUUAAUAUAGAAAGAACAUUAAAACAUCAGAACUACAGGCAAUAUUCUUCGGAGAAUGAGGAACCAGAUGAUUAUCCCUUAUUGGAAACCGAAAUAUUGGAUACACCAGAACGAACAAAAUAUCUCUUAUUUAAAAAUAGUGAUGAUACUUUAGUAAAUCAGUUGAAUAAUUGUUUAUGUAUAGAAGAUGUAUGGAAUUUAUUUGAAAAAUAUAAAAAUGAAAUGUCUGAGAGACACUUAACUCAAACCAUAUUAGUUUUAAGAGACUUGCAAGUUGAAUACAGUACGAUUAAUUGCUUUAUUGACAAUGCAUCAUUGUUUUUCUUUAAUAAAUUGAAAGACUCUCCUGCUUUUACAGAUUUACUGAAUAAAAUUAUUAAUAAAUUACCAAAUUUUAAUAUUGAACUUCUAAGCUAUACAUUUUCUUACUUACAUAAAAUAGGAUUACAUAUAGAGGACUAUCCAAUGUGUAUUAUAGCUGAAAAUUUACGGAGAAAUUUAUUACAAGAUUUUGAUAUUGGAACUUGCAGUAGGUGGAUAAAAGUUAUUUUUCAUGAAGGUGGAAUAAGACCAUAUUUUUUGACUUUGCCGUUUAUACCAAAUGUUUUGAAGUUAUUAGAUGAAUGUGAUUCCAUUGAAGAUUUUGAAAGUAUAACUACUUGCCUAAUGAAAUUAGAGAGUAUGGUAACCAAAAGUGUUAUUGAAAAAUAUAUAGAUAAAGUGGAACACUUUUUAGAAAAUAAAAAAUUAACAGGAGAUAAAAAAAAUGCAGUUCUAAAGAUAAUAACAUUUCUAAGUAAUCCGUCUUGGAGGGAUCAACAUGUUCCUUUGAUGUCUAAAUGUAUUUUAUUGUUAAAGAAUGAAUUUAGCCAAUUUGAUGCAUCUCGCCUCCUACACCUUUAUGAAAUAUUUUUCAAAAUUCAAGAACCGGGGGAUUUACUAAAUGAUAUCCAAAGAAGUGCCGCAAAAUACUGGCAGCAAUAUGAAGAAAGCGGUAACCUGGACACGAAUACAGCUUUAAAAUUAUUUUCAGCAUUAAUUUAUUUUAAUUCUCCUUUGCAAAGGAUACAACUUCGAAAGGAUAUAAAUAAACUUAUCAAGGAUAAAAUGGGAAUAGCAAAUUUAAUUCUGUUGCGGAAAAUAUUUUCUUACAUUAAAAUUUCUGAUUAUCAAUUAUGCCAUAAGUAUUGGCAGUUGUGGGGAAAUAUAAUACAGGAAGAUAAUAGUAUUCAUUUAUUAAUUAAAGCAUGUCACAAUUACAUGCAGUUUAAUACCGAUAUUGAUAACUAUAGAAAUAAAACAUUCGAAAAACAAGCUGUUCAACAAAUUAUCGACAUUGUUCAAAAUGAUAGAAUUAUUUUCCCCUCAGAUUUGACUGUUCUAUUAAUGUUUGUUACAUUAUAUGCUAAAGAUAAAUCACUCAUACAGAUUUUCUUGGAAAAAUUUAAGAGCAAUCCAUAUCAGUUGAAGGGGCUAGACUGUCUUAUGCUGUCACGGAUAUUUAUAAAUGAGAAUAAUUGUUCACAAGAACAAUAUUCCGAAAUUAAAUGCGUUUUGAACGAAGCUUCCCAAUAUCUGUUGUCAUUAAAUCACAAAAGAUUUGAAACAAAUGCAUUAUUAAUAAAAGCAGCGAUUUUGAGAAAUGAGUAUAAUAAUUAUGAAAUUGAUAAUCUCAUUAUGGCAUUUAAAGAAAUGGAUUAUAUGUCUUCAAAGUUCUUAGAAACCAUUAGUUACAUUUUCUUAAGUACAAACACACUUGUCCCAGAAGUUUUUAAUAAAAUGACUGAAUAUGUUGUGAAUAAACGUGGUAAUAUUGUUGGAUUCAAUGCUGAGAAGUUGUUAUUUUUAUGUUUUUAUUUAGCAUACUUUCCCAUAAAUGCUGAUAAAUUCUUUCUCACCAUAACUGAUAUCAUUAUAAGGGAUCAGGAGAGACUGAGCGGAUUAGCGUUUCUGCAAAGCGCCCUUUCUCUAAGUUUUUUCAACAAGUUGCCAAGUUUUCUAGUGAAACAAAUCUUCAACGUUGAAUUUAUGGAUAGAUUAGACAAUGAAUUGGCCAACUGUUAUUCAAAAGAUAAAUACCCACAAAGAGUGAGGCAAACCUUAAUGUAUCUUAACAGAGCUGUUUGUUUAGAAUAUCCUCAGUUUGGUGUUCCAUGGUUUCAUGAAAAAUACAUUAAGGAAACACAGAAAAUAUUUUUAGAUUCAAUUGACGCCGAAUUUAAUAUAGUUAAAUCAAUAAAAGAGUAUUUGGUGGAAAUAGCUGGUAAUGAUGUACUGGAAAAUGUAAUCACUCCAUAUGGGUAUCACAUUGAUUUUAUUAUAAAUUUGAAUAAGGAAGAUAAAAUAGUACCUCCCCAUUCAAAAUCCAUAAGCAAGAGGAUGGCUCUACUACUUGUUCGUAAUUAUGCUUUUACCCGGUUUUACAUCCAUUUGAGAGGCACUUAUCAGAUGAAAAUAAGACAUUUGGAAAUAAUGGGUUACAAUGUUUCAAUAAUGAAAUUCGACGAAUGGACUAAUUUAUUAUAUUCAAGUGAACGAAUAGAAUAUUUGAAGAAGUUAAUAUGGCCUGACAAUUGGGAAACAGUUCAAUGUUUAUCGAAAAGAUGACAUACGCGAAGUGGUUGUUUAAAAUGACAUUUGAUAAGUGGAAUAAUAAAAAAAAAAUUUUUCAACAUCACUUGUAUGGAAUAACAUAUCUCCCAACAAAAAUACCCGGCAGAGUAUGGAGCCUAUCUCAUCCAUUUGUGCAAAUAAGUCUCUGGAAUCGUUGGUGAUAUUCAUACUGAAUCCACUGUUUUCACUACCACUACACCAACACUCACAAUUACACUGCCUGACUCGCGUUUCGAUAACCAAGAUAUCAUCUUCAGAGACUGAAGGUAAACAGACUCCGAAGACUUGGUUAUCGAAAUGCACGUCAGACAUUGUAAUUGUGAGUGUUGGUGUAGUGGUGGUGUAAACAGUGUGUUCAGUAAAAACUCUUCUAUUUUCAGUUUAUAGCACUCUUAAAAGCAUGGUUUUGAUUUUUCAUUACAAGUGUAUAUCUGUAUAACUUUGUCACCAAUUAUUCAGCAUCAAGUUAUUCAUUCAGUAUUAUAUAUUUGUCAUAGUCUAUACAGGUUGGCACAUGUCUCAAAGCUUAGAUGUAGAAUCCAUGUGGGUAAAUUUAGCCCAGCUUUUUUCGAAAUUCAAAAAAAUCAAAGUUGUCUUGAAUUGUGUUAAGUUUGUGCCACUUGAGAUGCGAAACAAAUUUUUCUUUUAAUAUUACAAGUUCUAUGAUCUGAUCAAAAAUUCAGAAAAAGUUAGUCCAGCCAUUUUCUAAUUUCGAAAAAAAAAAUAGGUUUCAAUUGUGCUAGCUUUGUGCAAUUUGUUAUACUAGAGAAGAAUUAGGAAAAUUAAUUGGAACACCUUGAAAAAAAAUUUUUAUCGCAAAAGUGAAGGUUGUGCUAGCAUCCUAAGCCACAAUUCAGCACAACUUUUAUUUUUUUGAAUUUCGAAAAAAGCUGAGCUAACUUUACCCACAUGUAGAAUCAUGAAAUGCAAAUACGAUGAUUGAACCUCACUAUAUUCGAAAUCAUCUUGUUAAAUUAGUUUAAUGCAUUAAAGUUUUUCUGAAAAACAAUCACAAAAACAGUUGGUCUGAAUCGAUUUUCAUAAUUUUUGGCAUGUUCUGUGAGUCUAAGUCACAUUUUGAGAUGGUUUUGGUGAUCAUCAAUGUUUUGUGUUGCAAAGGGUCUAUUGUGUUCCUCUUUUUUGCUGUGAUAUUGAGAAUCCUCAGUUUUCACUUAUCUAUUAAUUUCUCCUUUCUCAGAAAUUUCAGAUCUAAGCUGCCAGAGAUCUUGUUCUAUUCCAUACGCUCCCAGGUGUAGUGGUUUGGACUUACGUAUUGUCCCACACUUCGAGAGAAUGUGGAUAGAGGUAUCAUUUUCUGCGUCUUCAGGUAUCCAUUGAAGUCCAUACAGCAGAUCUCUCCAGAUUAUAGCUUCACAGGCGUCUUUGCCUGUCUCAGCCCCUGUAGAUUGUCCCAGUUUUACCCCUCUUACUUUCUUUUCCACUGCUUUUUCUAUUGUUCUAUAGCUGAUACCACAAAAGAGUUCAGGUUCUAUGAAGGAUUUGCUGCCCCUACUGUAGCAAGUGGGUUGCUAUUUCGUUUCCCUCUACUUCAGUAUUUUCCGGAAUCCAUUAUUCUUCUUGUUUAGCUUAUUUAGCUUGUCCAGGCACUCCUAUGGAUUUUAUGACUUUGAGAUAGCCAAACAACUCUAAUGGUUGUUUGGCUAUCGGAUAGGAUGAUGAUCUCCUGUGGGUAUACCAUUUAAUGGCAUUUCUGUUCAUUUCUCGAAUGGUGUGUUGGCCCCAUUUGGGUGAUAAAUCUUCAGUCAAGUGUGAAAAAUUUUUUUUUCAGAGAGAUGUCUAGUACAGAAAACUAUUCAACGUACUGAAAAUAUUCAGGGUGUACCAUGUAAUUAAAUAAUUGUUUGUAUUUAGCGAAUGUGACCCUAAAUUAAUUAGAUUCAUCGGAAUUUAACUUCUACUAUUCACUUUCGCAAAAAAUGGAAAAUCUCAAGAAUGGCAAAACCUAUGUUUUUUCAAAUCCAAAAAUGUGAUCAAAUAUAAGGCGUGCCAUUUACAGAAUCGUAUGUUUGAUUUGUUCAACUACUUUUGGGAAAUUCUUUAUGUCUGCAAAUAAUUUGAAAUGGUAGCUGUAACGAUGUUGACAUAUCCACAAGAAAAAAAUACCCCCUGUAAUAUAAAUAAAAAAAUUAAUUAGAAAUUUAUUAUUUUAUAUAUAAAUCUUGCGAUUCAUUACACGAGAGAAAUGAAUAGGUACUAAAAAUAUGAAAUGUACAAAGUAAAAACAAUGGAUUCCGAGCAAUAAGAAUCAUACUUGAUUAAACUAAAUUGGGCGUAAUGUCAGUGUUAUUAGAUAAACUGGGCUGAUACUACAUACAAUCAAUUGCUUCUUAAUUUAUCAUUUAAUCCUUAUUAUGGUUUUAAAGAACACAUACAUUGGAGGAUAUAAAGUAAACAGGUUCAUUGGCUUUAUGUAGAGGAUGUCCCAAAGAAAUUUAUAUUGUGUAUAUUUUGAUCUACACUAACUACUUAUUAUAAAUGGUAACAUAAGCCAUUGUCUUCUGAAUUUUCAAUAUUUAUUUCUUUAUCAGCAAACAGAACAUAUUCAAAAGUUAAUUGGACUAUGUCGGGGUGAGAUCUUCUUCAAUCACUUUUUGUAGGUUUUUUGGCAAACAUGUAAAAAGUGUAAGGCAUGUACAAGUUGUUGUGUUCUGGUUGUAGUUGCUUGGUAAAACUAACUUUGAAAUCUUCGUUAGAUUUAACAUAUGCCACUUUCACUUUGUUGUAACCUCGAUAAGUAAAAUUUCUGAAGAAAACCUCAGUCGAGGAUGACGAAGAGAACACAAUAAUAAAAAUUUAAUUAAGUACAUAAAACAUAUUUAUUAAAGAAAUACAAUUGGAGUCACUAUGAGGCGAAAGCAACCAAGAAAUAUGAGUUUUUUUAAGUAAAAAGCAAGCACAAGAGACUAAACCCUUUACACUCAAAAGUAAUUCGAGUGGUGCCUGCUGUGUAGAUAUUGAUCUUGAACUUUUGUAGGUUAUAGUGCUCUGGAAAGACAUGCCUUUGGAGCUGUUUCCACAGUGUUCAUGAGCCACGUCUGAGACAACUCGUGGUAGUUUAGGUAAAACAGAGUCAAGUCGGUGACCUAUCUUCUAUACCCUGAGCUGUCUAAGUUUCUGGUCAAUUCUGUAUCGCCUAUAAGUGGAAUUACUCUCUGUAUUGAGCCAAAGAUGGAUGUAGAGGAUUAGAAGCUGUUGCGGGAUAUACAGUUGUUUGGUCCUAGAAAGGCCUCCAAGUUUUUGUGGAGCUGCAUCGAUUAAAUCGGCUACGUGACUAUGCCAGGAUAUAUUGCUUCGAACCUUAAUACCAAAAAAGCGAAUUCGCGGUGUGAUGGAAUAUUUAAUGUCCAGACAGGACCAAAUUUUGAGCUACAAUGGCCGCCUUCUUUGUAAAAACAGCAGGCUGAGUCUUUGCUGCAUUAAAUUCAAUCAGUUUGCUUCUACCUUACUUCAUAAUGUUUUCAAAAUCGGUAUUGAUCUUUUGCUGUGUACGGAUUGAGGUGUAAGUUUAAUUUAUUGGGGCGUUUAAUUUGACAUCAGUGUGCUAUCGUCGAAGAAGCUAUAUAUUGGGUUUGCAGCUUUGUCGAGUAAAUUGUUGAUGUACAGGCGAAAGAGUAGGUGAAAUAAUGCAUCCCUGAUGAACAACAGAACUUCCUAAAGUGUGUCCAUCAAUAGCGACCUAGAUGGAUCGAUCUUAGGCAUGCCGAACACUGUCAAAAGCCUUCUUUUUCUAUAGCUUCAGUACAUACAUUGAUGACAUAGGCCAGGAGGUCCUCGGUUGAUCUAUGUUUACGUAUUGAUGGUAUCUGAUAAUGUUAGCAGACUCAAGAUUUGCUGGUUAACGACUUUCUUCAUGAACUCAAGCAGUGUGAAAGGUAGAGAGACGUAGUUAUGUUAAUUUUUCCUGAAACGUACUACAAGAUUUAUCUUGAUGUAAGUUCUAUGUUGAUGUAGUUGUUGUUGUUGAAUCGUAGAGUUCUCUAAACUACCUCUCCCAUUUUUCCCAUAUUUUCUUUUGUCUCCCGUAGAGAUCAUUCUCCAUAUCACUGCAUUUUCCAAAUAUUUUCGUAGACCCUAUUUCUUACGAUUUUCUCUUCUCUUCAUUCAGCAUCUUAAUUUCUUUUCUGAACAAAAGUUCAGUAUUUGAUCUUCCCCCGUUCUUUAUGGUUUUUUUUCCAAACGCUUCCUUUGCUACUUCCAGUAUGGUCGCUCUUAACUUUGCCCAUGCCGUUUCGACGUCGAUUUUUGAUACCGGGUAUAACUUCAUGACCAAUUCUCGCAUUGAAAUUGUUUGUAAUAUGUGGUAGAAAAAGUCUAUAUAUACUUGUGGUUUGCUCUUAUUAUAUGUGUUGGUUUUGACCUUUGUAGUUCGAUUGUCACCUGUAAUAGUCUGUCGUUAAUGUAUUCCACAUUGUUGAUGUGGGCUUCAAAUUUCUCUUGUAACAGUAGGCCUACUCCUGAUGCUGCUCUCUCAUUUUUAUCCUUGCCGCUAUAUAUCAGUAGUACUCCCCAUAUUUGCUGUUUCCUUUGCCCUUCUUUUAGGUCUCCGAUAGGGCACACAUAUCUAACUUAUGUCUUUUCAUCUCAAGAAUAAUUUCUUGACCCUUGUUAUUAAAUGAUGUUACGAGUACAUUCAAACAUCCCACUCUGAGUAAAAUCGGCUUCCGUUUGCGUUUAGUCCUUGUUUCCGCUAGGUAGUUAUCAUUGGAUCCGGUCAAUUCCGAGGCUACGUCAUUGGUUCUAGGUGCACUUUAAUUUAAGUAGGUCACUGGCCUUACUUGGAACCCUCCUCUUUUAUCCGGGCUUGAGACCGGCUAUAAAAGCACUCCGUCCACCCAACGCAAUCAUAGGCAGAGUUUAUCUUCGUUCUAAUGGUCUCUGUUGAAUUCGUUCAUCUCGUACUUUUGAUGGUGAUUUACGCAAUAAUUGUGCGGUACUCACACAUAAGCAAUGUUUUGUUGGAUUUCUUCGCCUGAUCUUCGUGCUCUAAUAUCUUGCAUGACUUUAGAUUUGAUUGUUCGGCAACUCACAUUGGUCUCUUUGCAUCUUGCUGACAUUGCUGACUGUACAUAGAACAUAUAAAUAAAUGAAGUUAAAAUACUUAUUGGUGAAACUUAAUGUGACUUAAUAUUGUAUUCGUUUGCUUAUUAUUUGACUUAUCGUUUACAAUGAUAAAACACGUAUAAUUUAUUAAACAUGUACACGUUUCUGUUUUCAUUUAAAACUAUUUGUAAAAAAUGUUAAGUACAAUAUGUACAGGUACGGUAAUGGCCGUUGUUGGCGGGAGAUCACAACACGUGUUUAUUAACAUGAGAAGCCAUUUCGGAGGAGUAUAGUAGCUAACAUUAUGACACGAGAUAUUUAAAUAUAAGAUUUCUUCUUUAAAUUCUAUUAUUUUUCUUAAAUACCGAGCGUUAAUUUUACAGCCAAUCCGAUGCCCUAUAAUAACCUCACUAGUUUCAUUACACAGAAACAUACAUGUCGACGUAAUUUAUAAUUUAUCGUGGUUUACUUGGUUUAUUUAUUAAAACUCGAGAGAAAGUUUAUCUACCUUGCCAUUUUUCAAAAACAAUAUACGACAAUACGACACUUGAAUGUAUAAUGUACUUUAUGAAUAUUCUCUUUUACAAUGGGAUCGACCUACUAUAACACUGUCUGAGUUGUUACAAACAAGAAAUAAAUUUUUCGUGACAUUGAAAAUGAUGUUUUUUUUUAAGUAUUUUGUUAUAUUAAUGCAAGUAUUUGUAUGCGCACCUUUCGCUGAAAGAAUAACAAAAAAACUGUUAUUUAUAUACUUUUCAUGAAUGUUAUUAUUUAUCCAGGCAAAAUAUUCCAAAUAUUUUUAAUUUACACGUAAAUUGAUUUGAAACCGUCAGUUAAUAACGCCGAGUAAAAUGUAGUAUUAAGAAAUAAUUUUCACAAGUCCCUAGGGCAUUUGUCGGCGCCUCGUCGGGAUAAAAUGUUGAAAUGUGUUGAAAGAAAACGAGUAAAAAAUACUCAAACAUAAAGCAUUUUUUUCUUAUAUGAAAUACUACAGAUAAAUAACCCAACCAUAAAUAUAAUAAUAAAAAUACGGCUCAACACUUUCAUAUACAGGGUGUUUCUAAAGUCAUGUGACAAAAUUCAGGAGUUGAUUGCUCGUAUGAAAUUAUAAUUCCUAUAACAAAAUUUCCUCGGCCCACCCCUUUCCGAGAUAUCACCUCUAAAAAUUGUUCAUUAAAAUGGGAUUUUUAUUUUUUUUUCUAAAAUUUCAGUACUAGACACUUGAAGCAACCCUUACUUAUAAGCAUUUAUUAUUAAGCGUAUUACAUUUUACAUUUUUACUGUUUUCCACUAAAUUUAAUAAAAAAAUUAUAAAUUACUGCCU